Helobdella robusta is the source of this 2066-nucleotide messenger RNA. RefSeq lists its product as hypothetical. Gene Ontology annotation, molecular function: Wnt-protein binding; palmitoleoyltransferase activity. NCBI's taxonomy places the organism in Eukaryota, Metazoa, Annelida, Clitellata, Rhynchobdellida, Glossiphoniidae. The record is from RefSeq and is a predicted model, not a curated record. The coding region runs from base 100 to 1659 and encodes 519 amino acids. The transcript is spliced from 12 exons. Gene Ontology annotation, cellular component: membrane; endoplasmic reticulum. Gene Ontology annotation, biological process: Wnt protein secretion; protein palmitoylation; lipid modification.
CAAGUCUCAAAUUUAAAAUAUAUAUUCGCUUAAAAAAGCUUUUAAAAUUUUUUACUUCACCAUUUUCUCGUUUUUUUAUUUUGAGUUUUUAAUAAAAUCAUGGAAUCAAACAGACUUGUUAUCGACGAUGACAACUUUGAUCGUUACAAUUACAGAGAUAGUGACUGGAGUGAAGGAGAUGUAGAUGAUGGGUUCUAUUCCUUUCCCAACUAUAAUAAUGAAGACAUCGAUGACGUUGAAAAUGAACAAAAUUAUUAUUUUGAUGAAGUGUCCAUGCAUAAAGACGAUGGAAAAUUAUAUAUCUUUCUUUACUACCUCUACAGAAACUGCAUUGUGCCCUCAAUGUUGCAAAUUUUUCAUCAUUUGAAGCUCCUGUUACUGCUCUGUGUGAUUUUCAAUUUAUCUGCUGUAUUUUUUCAAAAAGUGUUGUCUUUUAACUUACUAUCAAAUGAGUUGCACAACAAGUUAUUGCAUUGUGUAUCAUUUGUUAUUGGUUUGGUAGCAUUGCAUUCAUUUCAAGGCAGUAAAAUAAUAAACUUCCUCAGUCUUAUUUGCAUUGUUUACGGCACAUUGUUCUUCUGUGAAUACACAUCUCCCAAGAAAAGUAUCAAGGGACCAGUCGUUACCUUCAUUGUCUUGUCUCACUUAUUAAUAUGUGAGUUGAUAUGUUUCGACCAAUCAACAUGGCACACGAUAAGAGGAACUCAGAUGAUACUAUCUAUGAAAUUAAUAUCUCUUGCAUUUGACAUAGACAACAAAGUCAUCAAGCAUAUCCCUAAUUUUUUUAAUGUGUUUGGGUACUCACUGCAUGUUGGGUCUUUAAUUUUUGGUCCCUGGAUUUCUUAUAAGGAUUAUCUCAAUUGUUGCAGUUCAAUUUGCACAUUUACAACAUUGAAUUGUGGAAAGUGGUUAGUGAAGUGUUCCAUAUGUUUAACAACAUCACUGAUCUGUUUGAUUAUUUCAACUUGUUUUUCUGAGGUACUUGCUUCUCAUCAAUCAAACAUUUGGCUGCAGUCUUACAAAGAAGCACUAAGUUUUAGAUUCAGUCACUAUUUUGUUUGCAAGCUAUCUGAGGCCACCAUCCUCCUAUCUAGCAAUAACUUCAAUUAUGAUGUACCAAUAACAAAGAUUCGGAAUAUAGAACUACCAAGGAGUUUGGUGGACGUUGUAGUCAGUUGGAACAUCCCUAUGCAUAAAUGGCUCAAGACUUAUAUCUUUCAGACUUCGAGGCACCUUGGAGACCUCGCAUCCAUAUUGAUAACUUACAUCAUAAGUGCUUUUCUUCACGGUUUAAAUUUUCAACUGUCGGCGGUCCUGUUGUCGCUUGGAAUUUACAGUUACAUUGAAUACAAUUUGAGAAGAAAGCUAUCAUACCUGUUGAAUGCAUGUGUGCAAACUAGAUCGUGCAAGGCAGGCUGUCAACAUAGACAUCAACACGACCUGAUAGUUCUGGCCACCAACUCCAUUUUCUUCGUCAUCACCAUCUUCCACCUUGCCUAUCUUGGUUGUACCUUUGAUAACAACGACACGCAGACACAAGGCUACAGCAUGGCGCAUACACUUUCAAAGUGGAGUCACCUAGCAUAUGCAAGCCCCAUUUUGGCCAUCAUGAUGAUGUCAAUCAAUUUUAUAUUACGAUGCAAUCAUCAUUCUCGCUAAUUUUAAACCGUCAUAACAUAGUUGCUAUAUGUAUCAAUGUUUGAUGGCAGUUCUCAUGUAAAAUUGCUCUUUACACUUAGUUCAUACAUAUCUAAGCUUUAAUACCACUUCUAUUUUUAAAUUUUUGUUUUAUGUUUUGUUGUUAAAAAUGAAUCAUAAAUCAAGUUUAAAUCAAGUUUUCAAUGGUUAAAAUAGUAGAGACAAUAGAACUAACUAUUAAUUAUAAAUGAAACGUGACUAGAUAUAAAAUACACAUGGAAAAUUGUGAAGAUCACGAAACAAAUAAAAAGAAGCUUGAAAAAUUAGCUAUAAAACAUUAGAAAACAUUCCAACAUAUGAACUCUGUAAGAUCAUCUCAAAUGAUUUUGGCUCAGUUGUUAUUAUCUUCAAUAACUCUGUUCAAGUUC